AAUUCCUUCUCCGAUCCCUCUUCUUUUAAAUUGCAUAUCAUACAGACAUAAUCAAAUGUGAAAGAAUUCUCAUCUUAGCCAUAGAACAGUACCAAGAUGGAUGAUACUAUCAGUAACGUUGUUUGUAUUACUGCUUGUAAUAGUAGCGGACAGCUGAAGAAUCAGACUCAGACUAAAACAAAGACGAGAAGCAAAUCCAAGAAGAAGCCGAUCAAAGUGGUUUACAUAUCAAACCCUAUGAAGGUUACAACGAGCGCCUCCGAAUUCAGGGCUUUGGUUCAGCAACUCACCGGCCAAGAUGCCGACGACCUCCCAAAUCUCCACCCUACGGCCAAUCCAAAGGUACCGGUAGAGAUAAGCAGCAGCAGGCAGCUGCCAGAAAUUUCAAACUCCAAGACCACCUGCACCCAAUAUUACGAUGAUCACGAUGAGAUUCACCAGCAUUUGUACGCCGACGUUGAUGGUCUUUUUGAGCCUGAAAUGCUCGACAGCUUCAAGGGUUUUCUUUGAAUUUAUACUAAUCUGUCAAUAUAUGUUUUGUGUUGAUUUUAUUUGAGUCUAGUUAUUUUCAAUUUUCAUCCAUGUUAAUGUAAUUUCCGGAAGC
This is a messenger RNA of Argentina anserina (silverweed cinquefoil), 604 nucleotides long. Its product is annotated as sigma factor binding protein 2, chloroplastic-like. The record is from RefSeq and is a predicted model, not a curated record. The transcript has a single exon. The coding region runs from base 97 to 510 and encodes 137 amino acids. Lineage: Eukaryota; Viridiplantae; Streptophyta; Magnoliopsida; Rosales; Rosaceae.